AUGUCCCAAAGACCAGGCAAACCGGCUUUAGAGGCUUUAUCACCUCGGACAUCGAGUAAACCAAACCGUAAACCUAUUUUACCUGGACCAAUAGCUCGUUCAGCUAGAGCAUCUGCGCUUCAACCUGUAAAUCUCACUUCGGCUUCUUCUUCCGGAUCCUCCACGGUGUCAGGUAUAAAUAUGAAUAUGAACUCGACUUCGAAUUCAAACGCAGAGUUGAAAGGAAGAGGUAAAAGCUUGUUUCAAUCUUUUAGAUCUUUAGCUCCAAACGCAAGGAUCAUCUUUGGUCUCGUUGUAGGAACAGUUGGAAUAGCAGGUUUGCUGAUUGAUAGAAACGUACUUCAAGAUGAUAAAAUAGAAGAUAAACCUCCAAUCAGUGUCAGGAUGGUUGAUCGAAAAUAG
Messenger RNA from Kwoniella shivajii, 402 nucleotides. RefSeq lists its product as uncharacterized. Lineage: Eukaryota; Fungi; Basidiomycota; Tremellomycetes; Tremellales; Cryptococcaceae. Bases 1 to 402 code for a protein of 133 amino acids. The record is from RefSeq and is a predicted model, not a curated record. The transcript has 2 exons.